AUGUUCGUGUACCUGGCAGUGUCCAACUCGGCCGUGAGCUCAGCUCUCAUCCGAAAAGAACUUGGGGCUCAACAUCCAGUAUUCUACACUUCAAAAGCUCUCCUCGAUGCAGAGACUCGCUACCCGAAAUUGGAGAAGCUCAUUUUGGCCCUUGUAGUUUCCGCGACAAAGCUGCGACCCUAUUACCAAGCUCAUCGAGUCAUCGUCAUGACUGACUUUCCUUUGAGAUCAAUCCUCCAUAGCCUUGAUACUUCUCAGCAACUCAUGAAGUGGGCUAUAGAGCUAAGCCAAUACGACCUCCUCUACCGGCCGAAGGCUGCAAUAAAAGCCCAAGCAUUGGCAGACUUUGUUGCAAAAUUCACACCAUCGGCCGAAGAAAAGAAGCUGGUUGGCAAAAAGAAGGAAAGUUCAAGAGUAGACAAGACCUCCGUUGAACUUAACCAACCCAAACACAUGUGGCAGUUGCACGUAGAUGGAGCGUCGAACCAGAAAAGAGCUGGAGUAGGUGUCACCAUCAUCACCCCAUAUGGAAGCUUGCUAGAGCAAGCUAUCACGCUUGGCUUCCCAGCUUCAAACAAACGAGGCAGAGUACGAGGCAUUGCUCGCUGGCUUGCGCUUGGCAAAUGA
This is a messenger RNA of Prunus armeniaca (apricot), 627 nucleotides long. NCBI's taxonomy places the organism in Eukaryota, Viridiplantae, Streptophyta, Magnoliopsida, Rosales, Rosaceae. The record is from the annotation of a GenBank genome assembly.